GCUCAUUUGCAUGUCCCCGCCUCGCGCGGUGGCGGCGGCGGGUGAGGAGCCUGAGGCGGUGGCGGGGGCGGCUCCGCGCGCGGUGGGCUCGGGGUCAGAGAAACAUGGCAACAAGGAGAAUUGCACAGGAGACUUUUGAUGCUGUAUUGCAGGAAAAGGCUAAACGAUAUCAUAUGGACCCCAGUGGUGAGGCUGUAGGUGAAGCUCUUCAGUUUAAAGCUCAAGAUCUUCUAAGGACGGUCCCAAGAGCCAGAGCAGAUAUGUUUGAUGACAUUCACAGUGACAGCAGGUAUACUCUGGGUGGGUCUAUAGCUCAUCCUCGAGACACUGGGAGAGAAGGCCUAAGAAGUGAUGUAUUUCCAGGACCUUCCUUCAGAUCAAGCAACCCUUCUGUAAGUGAAGACAGCUACUUUCGCAAAGAAUGUGGACGGGAUCUGGAAUUUUCUCACACUGACUCCCGAGACCAGGUCUUUGGCCACCGAAAAUUGGGACAUUUCCGUUCUCAGGACUGGAAAUUUGCACUCCGUGGCUCUUGGGAACAAGACUUUGGCCACUCAGUUUCUCAAGAAUCCUCCUGGUCACAGGAGUAUAGUUUUGGUCCCUCUGCAUUACUGGGGGACUUUGGCUCCUCCAGGCUGAUUGAGAAAGAGUGUUUGGAGAAAGAGAGUCGGGAUUAUGAUGUGGACCAUCCAGGGGAGGCUGACUCUGUGCUCAGGGGCAGCAGCCAAGUUCAAGGCAGAGGCCGAGGUCUAAACAUUGUUGAUCAGGAAGGUGCCCUCCUAGGAAAGGGGGAGACGCAAGGCCUGCUCACGCCUAAAGCGGGGGUUGGGAAACUUGUCACACUGAGAAGUGUGAGCACAAAAAAGGUACCCACUGUAAGUCGUAUCACUCCCAAAACUCAGGGCACUAACCAAAUCCAGAAAACUACCCCAAGUUCUGAUGUGACCCUGGGGACAAACCCAGGGACGGAAGAUGUCCAAUUCCCCACUCAGAAAAUCCCUUUGGGGCUUAAUCUGAAGGAUAUUCGGCUCCCCAGAAGAAAGAUGAGCUUUGAUCUCAUAGAUAAAUCUGAUGUUUUUUCAAGAUUUGGGAUAGAAAUAAUCAAAUGGGCAGGAUUCCACACCAUAAAAGAUGAUGUUAAAUUUUCCCAGCUUUUCCAGACUCUCUUUGAACUUGAAACCGAAACCUGUGCUAAAAUGCUCGCCUCAUUCAAAUGCUCUUUAAAACCAGAGCACAGAGAUUUUUGCUUUUUUACUAUCAAAUUUUUAAAGCACUCUGCUUUGAAAACACCCAGAGUUGAUAACGAGUUUUUAAACAUGCUUUUAGACAAAGGUGCUGUGAAGACCAAAAAUUGCUUUUUCGAAAUCAUAAAGCCCUUUGAUAAAUACAUAAUGAGACUUCAAGACCGGCUUCUGAAGAGUGUCACACCCCUGCUCAUGGCCUGCAAUGCCUAUGAGCUGAGUGUCAAGAUGAAGACCCUCAGUAACCCCUUGGACUUGGCCGUUGCCCUGGAGACCACUAAUUCUCUCUGCCGGAAGUCUUUAGCUCUUUUGGGACAGACAUUCUCUUUGGCCUCUUCUUUCCGACAAGAGAAAAUCUUAGAAGCUGUUGGCCUCCAAGAUAUAGCUCCCUCUCCUGCUGCAUUUCCAAACUUUGAGGACUCUACCCUGUUUGGGAGAGAGUACAUCGAUCACCUAAAGGCUUGGCUGGUCAGCAGUGGGUGUCCACUCCAGGUCAAGAAAGCCGAACCUGAGCCAGCUCGAGAUGAGGAGAAAACAGUUCCUCCUGCUAAACCUGAAAUUCAGGCCAAGGCUCCAAGUGGUCUGAGUGAUGAGGUCCCCCAGCGAGCAGAUCACAAAGUGGUGGACAUCAUUGACCAGCUGGUCUCACGUGUAGUCGGAGGCAGCCUGUCUCCCAAAGAGAGAGCUCUUCUCAAGGAGGACCCUGCUUACUGGUUUUUGUCUGAUGAUAGUAGUUUGGAGUACAAAUAUUACAAGCUGAAGCUGGCUGAAAUGCAGCGGAUGAGCCAGACCAUGCCAGGAGCAGAUCAGAAGCCAAUGGCAGCAGAGUGUGCAGUCCGGGCCAUGCUAUAUGCCCGGGCAGUCCGGAGCCUCAAGAAGAGGCUCCUCCCGGGACGGCGACGGGGGCUGCUUCGAGCUCAAGGGCUCCGGGGCUGGAAGGUGAGGAAAGCAACCACUGGGACCCAGACCCUCCUCUCCUCAGGCACCAGGCUGAAACACCAUGGCCGUCAGGCUCCAGGCUCCUUGCAGGGAAAGCUGCCCCAGCCAGAUGGAAAUGCUGCUGCCAAGGACUGCCUGCCAGAUCCAGCCGGACCCUCUCCUCAGGACCCCAGCCCAGAAGCCUCAGGCCCAUCCCCCAAGCCAGCAGGUGUAGAUGUCCCUGAAGCCCCUCAGAGCUCCUCUCCCUGCCCGUCUUCCGAUGUUGACACGAAGACCAUGGAGACUGCAGAGAAACUGGCCAAAUUUGUUGCUCAGGUGGGACCAGAGAUUGAACAAUUCAGCAUAGAAAAUAGCACUGACAACCCUGACCUGUGGUUUCUACAUGACCAAAAUAGUUCAGCUUUCAAAUUCUAUCGAAAGAAAGUAUUUGAACUGUGCCCAUCUAUUUGCUUUACAUCAUCUCCACUGAACCUACGUGCCAGCGAGAGUGCCGAUUCUCAGGAGAGCCCUCUGGAGCCCAUGGAAGGGGAAGGAGAGUUUGAGGAUGAGCCCCCUCAGCAUGAAGCGGAGCUAGAGAGCCCAGAAGUGAUACCUGAGGAGGACGAGGAGGACGAGGAGGAGGAGGAAGACGAGGAGGGAGAUGAGGAGGCCCCCACUCCAGGAGGGGCCUCCAGACUGGCAGGAGAGUCCACCAAGUCUGAGGGCUCUGAGGGCAGCUCCCCCGCUGAUGGUCUCCUGAGUGAGGUGGCUGAGGACGGCUCAGUUGGUACACCUGCCCUGUCACAGGCCUCCUCAGGGGCCUGCUUCCCCCGGAAGAGGGUCAGCAGCAAGUCAUUGAAGGUUGGCAUGAUUCCUGCUCCCAAGAGGCUAUGUCUCAUCGAGGAGCCCAAAGUUCACGAACCAGUUCGAAUUGCAUAUGACAGGCCUCGGGGUCGUCCCGUGUCCAAGAAGAAGAAACCCAAGGACUUGGAUUUCGCCCAGCAAAAGCUGACUGACAAGAACCUCGGGUUCCAGAUGCUGCAGAAGAUGGGCUGGAAAGAGGGCCACGGCCUGGGCUCCUGUGGGAAGGGCAUCAGGGAGCCCGUCAGCGUGUACGCGGCAGGCGCCAGGGGCCGGGAGUGGGCAUGGCAGCUAUGCCUGGGGAGAUGAGGCUUUCUGUGGGAUUCUGGUCCUAAAGUCCUUUGAUCUGCAGCCUGGGUUUUGGUUUCCCUCAUGUUGAACAUGGCUUAAAGCAGGUCAUUGACAUAUGCGGGUGUUUGCACAGCUCCUUGCUAUGCUUGCAUAGACAUGAUCGAUCCCUGGCAUUUGGCCACAUUCAUUAUUGUCAUAAAAGCUAAGUGGUAAUUCUGGGUAGUUAUUGCUAAGAACCACUUCCGUUUCCCAGAAACCCUUAGGCAGACUAGCCAGGAUAGAGCACAGCCCAGAGUUUAAGCCCCGUUAACAUCCAGCAAGCAUUUCAGUUAAAACCGAGCUUAGCACCUGCUGGGGAGGCUUGCUGCUAUAGUCAGGGGCUAGCUUCUGAGCAUGCUCCUCAGAAGGACCACAUACCCGCACAGGUGAGUAUCCCUUGUUCCCCAUUGUGAAUUGUGUCUUUACUUUCCCUUUUUCUUGCUGUCACUGUUGUGUGUCCCCCAUACCUCUGUCCCAUUCUGAUGGCUUGGGCUGUUUUCGGCCUCCUGGUGGCCAGGCCCUGGGCUCAGAUGUGGCUAACUCUCCAUUUUGCUCCUUAGGGGAACUGCCUCGGAAGGGGAGGGGUUGGGUGCCGACGGGCAGGAGCACAAAGAAGACACAUUUGACGUGUUCCGUCAGAGGAUGAUGCAAAUGUACAGACACAAACGGGCCAACAAAUAGGUCUGGCUGAAGGAGCAAGCCCUGUGCUCACCAAGCACCGUCCCAUGCAGCCCCCCGUGGGGCCUCAACUCAGGCUCCCAGGUGCAACUGCACGUGGCCACCUUGUGGAAACAAGCCGCCACAGGAGUGGCCUUGUGUCUUGCAUGUGUAAGGGUGACCUGGAAGCUGGUGGUGCAGAGGAUGCCACUCUGCCUCAUCCCUUUCUGAGGGUCUUCAGAUCCUUUUCCUUCCAAAGGCCCUUUGGCCUAUACCCUCAUCUUUCUCCUCUCAUUUUAGUUGCCCUGCCCACAUGUAAUUUCCAACUCAGUUUUGAACAAAAUCAUUCUCUCCCUGAAUAGAUGAGAACCAUUGGUGAGAAAGAUAAGGCUUGAAGCAGCAAUUACUCUUAAAACGCCAACUCUGUCCCGGAUCUGCCCUGGAACCAGUGCCCAAGUAGGUUUGGUGUGUACAUGAAAACAAACAUCUCUGCAGUUUCUGGUGCAGAGGUUCCACCUGCUGGCUUUUCUGUUUCUUAAAAAAAAGAACGCACCAUUUCCAGUCUGCUUUUGCCUUUCCCCCUCUUCCAAAUGCUUUUGGCAGCAAGUCUUCUCGAGGUCUCCCCUGGUUCCCCCAGAAGAUGGGGGUGCUCUUUAAGUGCUCAGGAACCAAGUCCUGUCAAUUUUCCUGUUCCAGGAUGUGUUGCUCUUGAAAAGUGAUCAGUCAGCAAACUCAAUGCUGAAACAAUCACAGAUCAUAUCUUCUCAAAUUUAGAUAAGGAAUAUAAAUCAGUAGUAAUAAGUCUGCUCUGGUACCAUAACCUGUCGGAGUGCUGAAGCUCUUUGAACAAGUGGAGAUACUUGAUUCAAUGAAUGUGUUAGUUAUGGAAUUUCAUCUCUUAAAUGCAUCCCAAAAGACUUAAUGAAAUUUCAGCAGUGUAUUCAGCAGCUAUAUUCAGUGGGGAGUAAUCAUUACACUGAUGAAACUUUCCCCAAAUUUACUUGUCUCUCUUUAGAAUCCACAAAGCAAACUACAGAUUUUUGUUUUUUUAAACCACAUAUGGAUCUCUCCUACAAAGGGGUGGGAGGUGUAAACUCUUUAAGACUCUUCAUUUUCUGCAUGUGUGGCAGUGUAAAGAAUUGUUUUAUUAGGGCCUUUGUACAGAGCAGAAAGGAUCCUCUUGGGGUGGGCUCUGCAGCUGUUUGCUAUUUCAAGGCAUGUGAUUGCCACCCCUUCCAGCUUCUCGUACUCUGCUUCUUGCAACUACAUGUGAAAUUUGCAGGCUGUGGGGACCUCUCAGCCCUUCCUCAUAAAGCAGUAGUGUUGAAGUUUUAAAUAUAUGCUAAAAUCUGGAAAACUUGGAAUCUUGCUGAUACUACAAGCUUGGGGGACACAGCAGUGAGUUACCCUGACAGCCACUUUUAUUGGCUGUUAGGAAAUCCUUGCUUUCUCAAAGUCGCAGAUCUCCUGGGCUGUAAUCCCAGGCUCUUCUAGAUCCAUCUUGCCUGUCUGGUCCACAUUUACCAGCAGAGACAGCAUCAUAGGCCUGAGCCAGCAUCUCACAUACCCACCUGUUGCCACCUUUCUUCCUGUCAGGUGUAGUCCCCAGGUCUCUGCUUGCUUCUGGUCACUUUUGUUGCUUUGGCAACUGACAGAUCCUGAUAGCCCUGGACAUGCUAGAGGUGCCUCAGCAGAAUUGAAACAGCCUGCUGGGGAGGUGUGGCUUGGGGAAACCUCAGCUAUAGGAGUUUACCUUCUUUUCUGAUCCUUCCAGCAGGCUUCCAUGUUUGCUGUAGGUCAGGCAAAGUGAUAGAACUCUGAAAAUAGGGCCUCUGUCUCCCAGGCCUUUCAUAGAGCACCUCUUGGCCCUGAGCAAGGCUUGCAUCCCCUAACGUGGGUUCUGGCUCUUUCUUUCAUAGCUCUGAUCAUCAUAUUCACUUUGUCUUAGUAUGCUCAUUCUUGGCUUUCUCUGCUUUAAUUUAUAAGUAAAAUACUUGAGGAAUUCCCAGUUCCCACAGCCUCCGGCCACCCCUCCUCCUGGGGUGUCCUGUUUGAGCUGACACUAUGAGCCUUUGGCAAACAUCAAAGGGAACACCUACUCACUGAGCCUGGAAAGUCCUGUAAGCACUCAGGUGAUGCUUCUACAGAGAUGGCAUUGAGACAGUGAAAGCGUGGGAGCUGGGGUGGAGUGUGAUGGUGCAUCUUUGUGCCACCUGUCGGCCAGGGACCAGCACGCUGGCCAUCUGUGCCCACCCUUGCUCUCUCCGGCAAAGGCCACUCUGCAGGGAGUGUGCGUGUGAGUGAGCGCGAUGUGCAGUUGCAUAGCCUUGUCAAAGUCACAGUAUCUUUUCUGUCAUUCUAGUUCCAGGGUCUCUUCCAUGAGGACGACAGGCAUCCGGAAAGUGCUAACUCGCCACUUUGGGUGCUUACUGUCUCUGCCUUGUUUCCAUCACUGGAAAUCAUAUAAAGAAUUUUAGCAUUUUUGGUCCUUGGUAAAACCUAGAAGACAUUUGUGAUGUUAUAAAAUGGAAGUUUUGGGGGUUUUUUCUUUUUUUUUUUUUAAUCUAAGAAGUUGUGAAUGUUGUUAAUCACUUAGCAGUUGAAAUAAAUGUAGAGGAAACCCAA
Molecule: messenger RNA, 6632 nt
Organism: Sus scrofa (pig)
Lineage: Eukaryota; Metazoa; Chordata; Mammalia; Artiodactyla; Suidae
Source: RefSeq, a predicted model, not a curated record